AUGUCCACCACAAUCUUCCCAUCACUCCUCCAUAGUAUCGAAAACUUCAUCGCCUACCUCUUCACACCCUUCAACACCCAUCUUUCAUCCUCCGCACAACAAUUCCUCAUCAUCUCCUCCGCCUGCUUCACAGGCAUCAUGAUUUUCUCUUUCCUAAACAAGGCUGUCAACACUUUCGGCGCUCUGCUCACACAUAUAACUAUUCAUCCCGAAACACUUCUCAACCAAGCGAUUGGAGAAUUCGAAGCUAUCCCCACAUCCGCCGAGACGUUUCUUAGUCAAGCAUUUUGCAAAUACGAAGCAGUGCGGAACUAUAAUACCAUCAAAAACGAGAAAGAUACGCAGGAUUGUAAGACAGUUUUGAGAAAUAAAAAGGCACUUUGGCAACCAACAGCUGGACAGAAAAAGUACAUACUCAUGGCUUUGUAUGGGAUGUUCCUGACAUGCUAUUUUGCAUAUGUGAUUGUGGAGUUUGAGGGCUGGGUGAGGGAGGGAAUUCUUGUACUUUCGGGGUUAAGUUUGGUUAAUGUGGGAGUUUUGAGGGUCGAAAGUAGAGGUCUUUUUGUGAUUGCUUGGGGACAGGGACUAGGAAUAGGAAUAGGAAUGUUGGGUGCCUUGUCUUCAGAUGAAAUACGUUUGAUGGCAAAUAUCAACGUCGAAGUGUUCUUAUUGAUUUGGGAGUUCUCGUGGGUUUGA
Botrytis fragariae is the source of this 696-nucleotide messenger RNA. RefSeq lists its product as uncharacterized. Lineage: Eukaryota; Fungi; Ascomycota; Leotiomycetes; Helotiales; Sclerotiniaceae. The coding region runs from base 1 to 696 and encodes 231 amino acids. The record is from RefSeq and is a predicted model, not a curated record. The transcript is spliced from 2 exons.